Juglans microcarpa x Juglans regia is the source of this 399-nucleotide messenger RNA. RefSeq names its product protein PELPK1-like. The transcript has a single exon. NCBI's taxonomy places the organism in Eukaryota, Viridiplantae, Streptophyta, Magnoliopsida, Fagales, Juglandaceae. The record is from RefSeq and is a predicted model, not a curated record. Bases 1 to 399 code for a protein of 132 amino acids.
AUGGCUCAAGACUGCCUUCCUAACUUUAUCUCUCGCAUGUUGCUAACUGGCAUAACCGCUAUCAUGAUGUUGUUGAUGAGCUGCAGCACAGUCUUUGCAGGGGCUCGACACCUUUUGGAGACAACGAUGCUAGAGAUAGCAUGGCUUCUUAAGCUUGAGUUGCCACCGCUUCCCGAUGUACCGAGUUUAUCGAAGCCUAAGCUACCAACAUUGUCCAAGACUGAACUUUCACCGUUAUCAAAAAUCGCGAGUUUGCCUAGGCCUGAACUGUCGAUUGUGCCGAAGCUAGUAGUGCCUACAAUACCUCAUCUCCCAGACCUGCCGAAGCCAGCACUCCCAACCGUCCCAACACUUAACAAGGACAUUCUCAUCCCUCCUCACUCAACCAACAAGCCCUGA